Molecule: messenger RNA, 1717 nt
Organism: Ciona intestinalis (vase tunicate)
Lineage: Eukaryota; Metazoa; Chordata; Ascidiacea; Phlebobranchia; Cionidae
Biological process (GO): neuron differentiation; regulation of transcription by RNA polymerase II; central nervous system development
Cellular component (GO): nucleus
Molecular function (GO): RNA polymerase II cis-regulatory region sequence-specific DNA binding; DNA-binding transcription factor activity, RNA polymerase II-specific
Source: RefSeq, a predicted model, not a curated record
CUAUUCUUAGCUAUUUUACCAAAAACACAACGAGUUGCUGUUUUUAUAGACUUAAAACAGAUACGGCAGUUUAGCGUAUAUACGAAUUGAAUUAAACAAUUAUAUAAAAUAUUCUAACAUUUACUUAUUUUUAGAAUCUGAAUAGCCGUUUCGCGUUUCUGAUCAAACAGAACAGAAUGAUUCUUAACCAAUCCCACCCCCCUAAUCAAGUAGGUGACCGCGGUUCGUAUCUCACCCAGCAUAAAACCGGAUUCGACAUCGCGUCACUGGUGUCAUCGGACCCAAAGACGUCACCAAAGCUAUCUGUGACGUCAUCCCACAGCGAGAUUUUGGAAAAACUUUAUAAAAGCGGGAAUUUCAACUCUGGUAGGUUCCACCCGUACAGUACAUCACCCCAGAAGUCGAUGUCAAGAGCGAACCUGACUUCAUCAAGCCCCGACAGCGGUUCCGACGAUUACCACAGGCAUAAAAAGUAUCGGCGACACCGGGAUUCGAACCCAAGGUCCCCGGAUUCCACCCAAGACCACACAACCACUAGGAACGAGCGAUUAACCCCCGAUGCCCCAACUUCGCCGCAUAAUGAACGCAAAUCCCCAAGGGACCCCUACCGUCCCUUCAGCGGGUCUAACCUUCCAUCUUACAUGCAUAACACCCCGUUAGCAGCUGCAAUGGCGGCAGGGGUGCUCCCAUUCCCUCUUACCCCAUUCGGGGGGCAACUACCUCCAACUACAGUCCCCCCAUCACCAACCGUUACCCCACCCUACCACACCUCCCCUACCCCGACCCGACAGACAACCCCGAAACCCCACCCCCCUAAUCCCCUACCCUCCCCGCCCACCGACCCCGUCACGCUUGAACGAAUUUCCCGCCAAGCUUUCAUCCAAGCUGCCACGUCAUCCCUCAACCCUCCGCCAUUUUCGAUCCCACCAGGAUUCCAACAAACUUGUCUUCAGAGAUACCCUGGUUCGCCCCCAAACCACCAAUUCGACCAAGUUGCUGGGUUAGCUCUACGUGGGGCGUUCGGAGCCCCCCACCCUCCUUUGCCCCCCACGGCCCCCUACAACCCGUGGUUAUUACGUCACGCAUCUGCUACGUCAUCAAGACCGUUCCCGCCACACUUUGCUGACCCUCUACUACGCGCGAGGUUCGGCUUAUUGAUGGCGAAUCCAUUUCAACGAAAACCGAAGCGGAUUCGAACCGCGUUUACACCGGGUCAACUGUUAAGACUUGAACACGAGUUUGAUAAAAACCAUUACGUGGUUGGAGCUGAACGUAAACAACUUGCAAAUAACCUCAAGUUGACGGAAACUCAGGUGAAAGUUUGGUUCCAGAAUCGUCGAACGAAGUUCAAGCGACAACGAAUCGAAGAGAAAGGUAGCGGGAAAGGGGAAGUCCCCCAGGAUUACGUCAUAUCCGAGGACGAAGAAUUCGACGACGAAGAGGAAGUGACGUAUCCACCUGUCAAUCAAGCGUCAAUCAAUCAAAAUGACAUUCAGGAACCCGGGUUUAAAGCGUCGAACGAUUGUGACGUAACGCAAGCGUCUAUGACGUAAUAAUAAGAUCAUUGUUUGUAUCGAGAUGCAUGUUGCUGUAGUAGUUCGUUCCAUACGUCAUCGUUACGUCAUAAACUGCGAAAUGCGUAGUUGUAUGACGUCACAAACAAUGACGUCAUUGUCGUAACUUUUGUUUCGAGAUUUGAAUAAAAAUAAGAUUUCUA